Messenger RNA from Bradysia coprophila, 986 nucleotides. RefSeq lists its product as uncharacterized. The record is from RefSeq and is a predicted model, not a curated record. Gene Ontology annotation, biological process: multicellular organismal reproductive process. Lineage: Eukaryota; Metazoa; Arthropoda; Insecta; Diptera; Sciaridae.
AUUGGCAACGGUCAGUACAUUGUUUCUCUCGUCGGCGAUACAGUCCAAAAUAAAGCCGUGAACAUGAAUUCGUCGUUAAAGCUUGCUUGUCUGUUAGCAGUGUUUGCUAGUUGUUUGUGCAGAAGUGACGCUUUCGUCAUUCCAAAAAAUGAAACUGAAGGUGGACCAUGCCGCAAUUUCACAAUCCAGAACAUCUUAGAUAUUACAGAGGAAUUAAGAGCACGAAUGCAUUUACCUAUUCCACGAUUCAAUGUACCAGCUUUACAUCCACUCUUUGUUGAACAUAUCAGUUUGCAAGAUUUCGAACUGUUGGCUGGGCUCGACAUUCAAUUGCACAAUAUCAGUUUCAUUGGCUUCCGUGAUUUCGAAAUCAGAGAUCUUGACUUCAAUUUACUCGGAUUCGAUAUUUCCCUUCAAUUCUUCAUUCCAUCUUUGGAAAUUUCCGGACAUCAUGUAUCCAACGGCACUCUCUACGGACUAGUUCCAGUUAUUGGAUCCGGACCAGUGAACCUCACCGUUGCUAAUCUAACAUUCGACAUUGCUGGAAAAUUGAAUCACACAGACAUUGAGUGGGAGGCGGUUAAUUUAAGUGUGAACUUCACCAUUACCGGCAUUAGCGGAGCUUUCGAAAAUUUGUCGGACAACUUCUUCAACGAUCUCUUGAAUUUGAGUGGUCCGGAAAUUUUGGAACUUGCAUGGCCAGGACUUCAGCCAACAGUGGAAGAGACCCUCGGUUGGGCUGUUGGCGAAUUUUUGAAUGAUUUCACGCUCGAAGAAUUGAUGGGAAUGUUGUUCGGAGCCGGCAUCGACUGGUCGGAUGUUGAUGACCAAACAACAGCAGCACCAACAGCAUUACCACAAUAUUGAUGGCGCCUUUAGUGGCGACACCAUAAUCAAUAAAAAAAAGUUUCAUCUUAUCAUUGAUUAUUGUUUUUUUUUUCGUUUAUCAUCGAAAUAAAUUCUGUACUCAUUUACAGUACAAAGUU